AUGAACUGGAGAGGGAUCUCAGGCCGCCGAAAUGACUAAACAACCACAAGGACGGGGAUCACAAGUGAGGGCCCUCCCGGGCUCUCCAGCGGACCGGUGGCGCUUAAUAAAUGCUCGACUUUCCGGAGAGGUUCUGUUUCCGGCUCUCCCUUCCCUCUCAGGCACCUCACCCUGUUUCCAUGGUAACAAGCACGGAGGCGUGUGUCACUUCCGCCAGGGAAAGCCAUCAUUUCCGGUGCCUGGAGCAGCUGCUACCUUUGCCACCUGGACCCUGACCUUUGGCUUUUCUGUGGCCCCCCCCCCCCCCACUCCCUGGCCUCGCCAUUUCCUGCCUACACUGCAUUGUAAGUGCUGCUUCCGCUUCCGGUCAACCCUCCCUCCCCGCGCCGCCCCCAUGACCCCGCAGGUGAGCGGGCUUUUCCUGGGAACUCCGCCCCCCACAGCAGCCGGGACUUGGUUUUGCUCCUGAGGCUGCCGGGGUGAACCCAGAUGGGGACCUGGAGGCCGCACGGGGAGCCUCGGUCUGGCCCCCCCUCCCCUUUCCUGGCGCUCAGAGGCCCCCGGGGUCAGGUGACUGCUCCAAGGCGGCCACUUGAACCCAGACCGCCCAAACUGGGGUUUCCGGGAGCGCCUGGAGAGCUCCAGGACUGCGUGCCCGGGGGAGGCCGCCCCCACUUGUUUGGGGGCCCCCGUGAUGGAGCGAGGGGAAGCUCCGCAGGCCCCUGUUUCCUCUGCUGCCCAAUGGGUGGCUUCUCGGGCUUGACUUGGGGGAAGCCAGUGAGAAGGGGCAGAGGAUUGUCUGGCGCAGGAGCUGGCGGGGGAGAGCCGGAGAGAGCCGGAGAGAGCCGAGCUCGGGGGCAGCUGGGAAAGCCGCUCCCUGCCUCAGCUCCUUCUCUGAAUCCUUAGCUCCAGGGGCCUGCAGAAGCGCUUUGUCUUAACUUGGACAGCCUCCCGGGCGGAGCCCAAGAUCCAAAGACCCGAGUUAGAAUCCUGCCUCAGAGCCCGCAAAGGGCAGGAGGAAAGUGACAGUGCGCUCUGGCUGCAGCGAGGGCACUUCCUAGGCCCGCCCUCUCUUCCUGCUCCCCAGCGUGGACCUCCCAGCAGAAACCCCAGGAUCCCGGGCUCCCUCUGGGGCUAGAUGGGCGGCCAAAGGGGAACAGCGGUAGUCAGGGGCCCAGCCCCGAGCAUCUUCUCUGGGAGACUGCCCCCCCCUCCCCCAGGCUCUUCCCAGAGUGGUCAGCAGCUGCCCAGAAGCUCCACCUCAGGGUGCCGCUCAUUUCACUUCCUGCCUUUCCUGCUGCCUUCCGUGGUCGCCAGCUCUAGCCACAAGCCUUCGUCUACCCUUCCUCCGCAGCACUUCAAGAUUUGGGGCCGUGAUCCCAGCCUGGCUUCCAGGGUGACCACAGAGCUGUCCCGCGGCUUCUCCUCAGCCCGGGGGUCCAGAGUGCUGCCCCCCAGGACGAGGGCUUUUGCAGGCCGGGAGGGAGAGGAACAGGCGCAAUUCACGGCACUGAGGAAAAGGGGCAGCCGAGUGCCAGCUGGAGCUGGGCUCCCGGGGCCUCUGCACAGCAGGCCCGGGUGGCCCAGUGCCUCUCCAUUGCCCACGGAGCUCGCGUCUAGCACGCGUCUCUGGGUACUCGGGCUUCUCUAACCUGAGCCCGUGUAGUUGUUCCAGAGCGGCGAGGGCGAGGCUCUGGAGGUGAAGUGGCUUGCCGGCGCUCCCCCAGCUGGGAAGGGUCUGAGACCCAUUUGAACCCAGGACUGCCUGGCUCUCCAUCUAGCCAGCCAGCCUGUGGCCUGCCCUCCCCUUCAUCUCCUCGCUUUCACGUCUAGCUCACCUCAUAAGUCUCCUCCUCCUCUUCCUCCUCCAUCUCCUCUUCUCUCCUCUUCCUCUUCCACUUCCUCCUCCUCCUCCUCUUCCUCAUUUUCCUCCUCCUCUUCUUCCUCCUCCCUCCCCUGUGCAGGGUCCCGGCUUCUCUGCAGCUCGUCACCGCCAUUCUGAGGCCCCAUCGGCUCUGGCGUCCAGCCCUGGCCCUCUUUCACAGCCCCUGUGCCUAUUCGCGGACUCCGAGGCCUUCUGGCUGUUGGCCCACGUGGCAGCCCAUUUUCCGUUCCGGAGCCACUGGGGCCUCUCCAGCUCUGCUGCUCGGUUCCUCCUUCAAACAGGAAGCCGUGCCAGGUCGGCUCCAGUUUCCAUUUCUCAGGCCCGGCCCAGCGUGCGGCCCAGGCCCAAGUCCAAGCCCCGAGGUGCCGAGGGCCGGCCGAAGGCGGUGGCCGGAGGAGAUCCCGGCUCCAGCACAGACUUCUCUCUCAGCAGCGGGGACGGGCCUCGCUGGGGCCGUAUCACCUCACGCUUUGUGUCCCUGCUUUCCGAGGCCCGAUCCUGGCCAAACGCUCCCUCGAUCCCCCGGCGGCACGCUCUGAGACGGGGGUAGCCCUGCUCCCGCCUCCUGGCUGUGUGGCCCUGAGUGAGUUUCUGGCGUCCUUAUUUGGGAAGUGCAGCCGCUGCCUCGCUAGAAUUUUUCCGUUUCCCCAACUUCCUUCUAGAGCGUCGCCCGCUUGAGGGCAGCCAUGGCAACAAGUAGGUCUUGAGGACCUACUGUGUGCCCACAGAGGCCUCUUGCCGAGUACUAGAAAACUGGCUGGAUAAUCGCCAGAGGGCAGGCUCUAGCACCGAGGGGUGGGAUUUUAACAGGAACUUGGAGGAAGUCAGGGAGUGGGGGAGGAAGAGCAUUCCUGGUGCCCAGGCAGAGUCGGGAUGGAGUAGUUCAUGGAUCAGCCAAGAGGUCAGGCUCCCUGCUUCAGAGUUCUUCGAGGCAGUGUCAGGUGUUGGGAGGCUGCAAAGGCUGAGGGGCUGGAGGUUAGGGAAGGGCUUGAAUGCCAAGGAGAGGAUUUUCUACUUCAUCCUGGAGGUAAAGAGGGGACGCUGGAGGGGGUGAAUGAGGGUGGCAGCAGUGUCGGAGGAGAAAGGGGGGCCUAGAAAGGAAUUGCACUCCUGUGAGCCUAGCUUUCCUGCCUCACCAUCCCUUUGGCUGGCUCCCGAGCCUCUGCUCUCUCGGUGCCUCUCUUACAUUUUGGUGGUGACUGAGGGAAUCCAUUGGCUACUUAGCAGUCUUGAGCAACAGAUUCAGCACUGAGUAUUUGAACCCUUAACAUGCUGGGGCCAGAGAAUCCCAUUCAUUGCAGAGGUUACAGCUGGGAAAUAGAUCUGGCAACCGCUUGUCUAGAGAUGAUUAUUGAGUCCAUGGGAGCUGGCAAAAUCGCCAAGGAAGACACUCCAGAGGGCCCUCGGUACCCAGUGGGGUCUAGAUGAAGGCCUGGAGGCCGUAGAGGUCCGGGAAGGAGCAGCGAGAGAGGGAGGAGGAGAACUAAGAGGAGGGACCCAGAAGCCCAGGGAGGAGGGGGUGAUCAAAGGGCCUAGGCUGUGGAGAGGCCAAGAGCAAUGAGGUCUGGGAAAAGGCCAUUGGAUCUGGUCACUUUGGGGAACAGUCUCAGAGGAAAGAGGAGGCGGGAAACUGGAGUCGAGAAAGUUCUAGAGGACGAGAGGAAAGGAACCUUCACUGGAGACAGCCCUUUGAAGGAGUUUGACUAGAGAAGAAAGGAGCGAUUACGGGCUGCUAGGCUGACAGGCCACGUACUUCAAGCAAGGACAUUUUGAGGGUUGUGGAUUUGUGGUCAGCAAAUGUUGGCGAGAAUUUGAAUCCCCAACAUCCUCUCUCCCUUCCCAGCUUUAAAGGCUAGAGCAGCAGGUGGUUCCAGGCACUAUUUCUGUUCUUAACAAUUUCUUUCAGAUCGGGUUACUGGGCCUGAAACCAUGGAGCCAUUUUCCAAGCAGGGCCCUUGUGUGGAACAGUCAUCUUCAGAGAGACUCACACAGAAUGAUGCCUUUGUUUUCAGCCCAAGAGAAACCUGGGAAGGUGCUCUUGGCUUAUCCUGGAGGACAAGCCUGAGCAAGGCCAAGUCACCCAAAGAAACAUCCCCAGUAAAGUGGGUGGGUCUGAGCGUAGACGAGAUGGUCGAAGGGCUGCUUUAGGGCCUGGUGAUUUUCCUCAGCAGAGUUUCAGUCCAUAUUCCAGUCUCAGUCUCUGUAAUGGAAACUUCCAAGAAGCUGGCUUCUCAGUGUCACGAAUGUGGGAAAACCCUCAAUCAUAGCUCAGCUGUUAUUCUCCCCCAGGCAGUUCAACCCAGGGCCAAAUCCCCUAAAUAUGAUGAAUGGGAGGAGUCUUUCCCCCAGAACAUGCAGCGUAGUAAACAGCUGGGAGUAAACAUUCUGGAGAGAGAUUCAGUGAACACAACAACUGUGGGAAGGUCUUCCGCUGUGGCUUAUUCCGUAGCUCCUCUUACAGGCUUCACACUAGCACAAAGCAACAUGAAUUCAGUGACUGGGGGAAGGUCUUGGCUGCAGCACAUCCCUUAUUUCCCAUCAUCAGAUCCACACUGGAGAGAAGCCAUUUGCAUGUGGUGACUGUGGGAAGUCGGCUUUCUCAGUAUCACUGGAGAGAAAAAGUCUUAUGAAUGCCGUGUGUGGGAAGAUCUUCCUCCAGAGAACAGAACUUACUCAGCAUUGGAGUAGUCACACAGGAGGAAAACCAGCACAGUGUAAUCAAUGUGGGAAGCUUUUCCCUCAUUUCCCAUCAGACAAUUCACACUGAGGAGGAACCUUAGGAAUGUCAGGAAUGUGGGACAGCCUUCCCCUGGUGCAAACAGCUCACUAGGCACCAGAGUAUUCAUACUAGAGAAGAACUUGAUGAAUUCUAUGAAUGUGAGAAAACUGCCCGCCAGAGGAUAGAAUUUGCUUCUCAUCAGAGUGGUUUGGCAGGAGAGAAAGCUUGUGAAGACAAGGCAUGUGGGAAGACCUUUAACCGAAGCUCAUCCCUCACUUCUCAUUGUAGAAUUCAUAGCGGAGAGAAGCCAUAUGAUGGUAAUGAGUGUGGCAAGGCCUUCCACCUGAGGAAAUAGCUGACUGCCCAUCAGAGAACUCACACUGGAGAGAAAUUGUAUAUAUGUAGUGAAUGUGGCGUGAACUUUAGAUUGCUCCAUCCUACUUAGUCUAACAAAAACAGGAAUGUCUACACCCCUUUUUAAGGGUUAAGAAUUGAGAAGGUUGGCCUAUCACAGACAUGUGCUAGCAAGUGACAAAUCAGAAACAGCUGACAGACCCCUGGGCUGUCCUAAGUCAAGCCUAAGAGAUCACUGGUACAUGUGGGACGCAGGAAAGUGAUGUAAAAGCGGUCUAUAUAUUUGCUGGACUUCCUCUUGCCGGGUGCUCUUUGAUGGCUGUAAACCUUAAAAUUUCUUAGACUUAUAAAUGUUGGAAAUUUCAUACUUGAAAAAUUUCCUAUUGAUAGUGGGUCUUGGCUAUUGGAAUGUGAACCCCAUUGGCAUGGGAGGUUCCUCCUCCUCCCUUCUUGAGAUUACUUUAGGACAGAAACCUUUUGCUGAACAAUGGAAAGGGCUUUGACCUAUGCUUAAGCACAGAACAGGAAUUUCUUUGAGUCAUGAUUGAUUUUAGAAUUGAUACAAUGGAGAUACUUGGAAUGACAGAACCAAGUCUUGGAAAUUGCAAUCUCCACCCUACUCAGUCCUAACAGAAUUUAGGAAGGGCUGCAGCAUAGAUCAAAAUUUAAUUAUUUGAGAAUAUGACCUCCAACAGACAUGUGCAAAGCCACAGACCUCUGGGCUCUUGUCACAUUGUGGAGGUGUUGAGCUCAGGGUCUCUCCAUCAGGGAUGAUGGGUUCGACUAUCAGUGUGGCUUAUGGCAGUGUUUUGGCAUUAUAGUGACCCCCCACGGGAGUCCUACAACAUUUAUCUGUGGGUAAUAACUUGAGGAGGGGAGAGGAGGCUAAGGAAAUGGGAGAAUAAUAAUGACUCAAAUGUAGAAGUAGAAACACAUGGGAGUAAUGUGAACUCCAAGGAAAUAAGAGGAACAAGAGAAUAGGUGGGGAGUACCAACCCCUUGAUACCCCUAGACAAGAGAGUCUGCUUUGGGAGUGAUAGCAUCACUAGAAAAAGGGGGGAGUCUCAACUCCCUGGUACCUCCUAUAGCAAUAGGAAGCACUGGCGACAGCAUUGCUAUGAAAGAGAUAUAGUGAAGCAAGAGAGGUAAGAGGAGAGAAGGAAGAAGAGUAAGAGUGAGAGAGAGUUGAGGAGGAAGUGAAGGGGGAGAGAGCUAGUUAGAGCGAGCUAGUAAAGGGCUAGAAAGAGAGUUUGUAAGAGAGCGUUUGGUGCGAGUCCCCUAGUAUUUAUUGAAGGUUUUAGGACUGUGGAUCAACAAAUACGUAAUAUGACAUAGGUUUUAACAUUGGUUGAACUGACAAUGAUGAGAUCAAAGAGGUGGGGAUUAAUCCAACCAGUCCCAGCAGAAGCAGUGUGGCCCUGAGGCAGUGUGGUCAGUCAAGGUCCAUCCUUUGCUAGUGUUUCGGCCUAUCCCUUUCCAUACAAUGACCACGAAGAGGUCUGACCGUGUGUCUGGAAAUACAAUAUCAAUACCUCAAUCAUACUUCCCAGAUGCUAACAUGCCUGGUGUGCUACAGGCAUCUUGGUGUGGGUCAGGUGAGGUGUCUUCCCUGAUCUCUCAGAGUUUAGGCUGAUUCCUUGUUUUUCUUUACCUUUCCUAAAGGUUAUCCCCCUAGGAGGCCCCUCAUCUUGGAGGAGGCCUCAUGGCUGAGGUCUCUGAACUUCCCUCGGCUCUGGCUAGGCCGGAGAAAUCUUAUACCCUUUUCUGUCUCUCUUCUUCUUAAUUCCUUCCCUCAAUAUUAAUUAAACCACCAUAAAAUUUCCAAACUGACUUGAGAACUUUUAUUGGGAUUUGAAUUAAUCCCUGACGACCAUAAGGAUAACAUAUUAGUCAAAACCCUCUAAAUGUACCCCUUACAGUGGGAAGGCCUUCACAUGUAACUCCUCCCUUAUUUCCUAUCAGACAGUUCACACUGGGGAGGAACCUUAUGAAUGUCCCGACUGUGGGGGAUCCUUUCCCAGAGUACACAACUCACUCAACAUCCGAGAACAUUGAAGGGAAGCCCAAUGAAGGUAAAUGCUCCUGAAUAUCAUGAACAUGAGGAGGCGGACAUCGGCCAGAGCGUACACAGCCUUGCCUGAAAAUAAAAGAAUGCAACAGAAUGCAGAGCCUCGGGACCAAGCAGGGGUCCUCUUCCUGCUUUGCCACUCGGCUACCUCCAUCUCCUGUUUGACUUCCUCCAUUCCCGCCUGUACACGCUUGGUGAUGACAGAGACUCCUUAUUCCCAGUAGAAGUUGUGGCCACAGGCUUCUUCCCUGCCCCCUCCUUCAGAAGUUCUCAGCAUCCUUGCCCACCUUUCCUCAAUCGGGCCCAUUUCCUCCUGCCUACUCUGGACCUCGUCCCCUCUGGAAGUCCUCUGCCUUCAUAUUCGCUAAAGACUCGAGUGCUAGGAAAGCCGGCGACAAACCCCCCAAGCCUGUUCUUGAUCCUUCCUACCAUGCGUUGCCGGCCCAUCUUCUCCCCUUUGCAACCAAAGUUCUCUGGCAUCGCAGCUCCCCACGUCCUUAGCCCAGAGGCAGAGAGCCCCGUGGAAAGAACAUUGUCUGGGGUUUGGACACGUAGGCUCAAAGGCCAUCCUUGAGGACGAUGAGCAGCCGGACACCGGCCGAGCCACUCAUGCUGGGCCUUGGUCUUCCCAUUUGUGAUUCGCUCUCCCUGUGGUGUCGCAGCCAUUCUUUUGUGUGGAUAAAAUGCUGGAUCUUAGGGAGGAAGAUCUGAGGGCAAAUCCUGCUCCAGACACUUCCUCUGUAACUGCUCAUCUGUGAAACGGGAACAGGAGGGUGAAGUGAGCUCAGGCAUGUUGUAAGCCCUCAGAUGGUCUCUCUGGGACGACGCCAAAUGGACUCUCAAAAAGGAGCGCCUUCCCGGACUUGUGUCUCCUGCUGUCCUCUCCUCUGUCUUCAGUGGCUGCUGGUCCCAGGGCCUGCCCUCUGCACGGAGCAGCCCUUCGGCCCGCGCAUGGCGCCUGGCCCCAUUGGGAGCUCCGGCAGGCCAGCCUUCCAGGUGCCCGACGGCCUGGCUCCGGGCCCUGUGGGGUCUCUUGUUCUUCCCACGGGGGCUUUCCAUGCCCGCUACCUGCGCCCUCAGCCCCAAAGGCUCAGGCUUCCUGUCAGAGGACACGAGGCAUCUUCAGCCCACCAGCUCCACCAGGAGGGGGCGCAGGAGGAAGAGGAAGAGACGGCCGGGCUCUGUGCACUUCUGCAAUGGCUCCGGGCCCAGCCCGAUUCCACUGAACAAAUGCUUGUUGACUGGCUGACUGACGGCUGUUGGCUCCUGGGGGCUUCACAGCUAAGAUCACACACAGGCUGGUGGCCUUUCUAGGCUGACCCUCAUUCCGUACCUCCCUCUUCGUGCCAGCCGUAGGUGCUAGGAGAGACCCGGCAGGCGCUCUAGAACGUUGAUUCCUUCUAAGCCAGGCCCGGGCCGAGCUGCUCACCACUACCUGCCGGUGGCCUCGUGCCCUCUUGGUUCCUCAGGCCAAGGGCUCCCCCUUCUGGGCAAGCGCACUGAACGGCUCAAUCCCAGAACUACUAUUCCCAGAAGGCAUUGCGCAACCACUUCCGGCUGCUUGGGAUCACCGUGACGUCACGUCCGAUUUCUCCUGUUUAUGCUGCUGCCGCUGCCGCUGUUGCCAGUGUGCUACCUUCCGGAGGCUCCCCGUGUCUGGCCAGGUCCGACUUCUGCCUGGCCGUCUGUCCAUCCGUCUUCAGUUGCCACAAGCCCGGCGGAGCCCCUGCAGGCUUGACGGAUGGACGGGCUUCGAUGGAAGAGAGCAGUGAAGGGCAGGUGUGGUUGCCGGCCCGGCUCCCCCCUCCUCCCCGGAGCCGCCCUGGCGGACCCCCCCCCACGUUUAUGGAGACCCCCGACGGGCUCCAAGUCUCGCUCCUUGGAGGGGGGGAAGGGAGGGAGGGGAGGCAGGGGGAAGGGGCAGGGGGGGCCCUUGCUGGCGCCUCUGCCUGAGUUCUUCCCCGAGGGCUCCCGCCCUCCCCUGGCCUCUCCCUGGGCCCCGGCUUGCCCCAGGAUGUGGCUCCGGGAACCUCCCGCCCCCUCCGGCGUCUUCCGGCCUCUGGAGUGCCGCUUGCAGGCCGGCUCCUUCCUGCGCGUCCCCCCAGGGUGCCAAGCCGCAGCCUGCGGGGUAAAGAGGAAGGGGGGGCUGGGGGGGCCGGCCCGGGGCUGGUCACUCAGUCUGGCCAGAUGCAUUGUGCGGGUCAGCAUCGCUGGGCUUCCGGACGGGGCUGGACCUUGACCCCGGAGCAGCGGGGGCACCCCUGGAGGUGAUGCUGGAGCACUCCCAGGACAGGCCUGCCCGGCGGGGCCGUCUUGGGGGUCCUCCUGACGCCGGCCGGGGCGCCCAGGCUGCCAGUUCUUGGGUGGCCCAAAGCCGGCGCCGGAGGGGGCGGCAGACGUCCGGCCUCACCUAUGGCAAGGCAAGAGGAACGCGGGGACUCGUGACCUGUCCGAGGUCAGCUGGGCGGCCUUGAACCCCGGCGAGCCUUCGCCGCCCCUCUGUCUCUGCAAGGUCCAUCCGUCGUCUUCCUGCUCGCCCUGAGUGCUCUUUUGCUCUGUCGUUCUUUCUGGGUCCCUCGAGCGCCCCGGCAGCCGCGCUGAGCCCCUCGAGCCCGUCUGGGGCGGGGACGGGCGCCCCGCGAUGGGCUCUGGGCCCCGAUCGGAGCCGGGACGAGCUCAACGGACAGUUGCUGCGGAAGGGGGCGCGCUGGAGAAGGCUGCCCGGGGGAGGGGAGUCGGGCCAGGAAUAGCCUUUUCUGGGGCCCAUCUGCACCCCGGGGAAGCCCUCGCGGCAGACACAGAGUCGAAUGAGCCAGAAACGCUCGGAACGCCUCGAGCUUCCUCCUGGUUCUGCUCCGACGGGCCCGAACAGGUUUCCGGCCCCCUCGGGCGGCUGUGGGCUCCUCCAUGGCCCCGGGUCCCCUGGGCGGGCAGCCCCCGGCCUCGGCUCUUCAGCUCCCUCUGACGUAGCCCUGGGUCAAAGGGGAGGCUGGAUCCGUCUGCUUUCUCGUCUCUCCCACGUCCUGCUGGUCUGUCCUCUCCCCCCCCCCCCAGGAAUGAGGGCCUCCAAGGUCCUGCCAUGCCCGCCUCUUCCUGCCCAGGCCGGGACAAUGCCCGCCUCUUCCUGCCCAGGCCGGGACAAUGCCCGCCUCUUCCUGCCCAGGCCCGGACAAUGCCCGCCUCUUCCUGCCCAGACAGGAAGGAGGCACCAGGAGGUGCUUCGCGAGUCUGGCUGCCGGUGGGACUGUCUGCUUUGGAGUCCUCCAUCGGGACUCGACUGACUCCACUGCAGACCCUCCCCUGCGCGGUCCAGCCCUGCCCCCGCCUCCAGGCCCGAAUGGCUCUUCCCGCCUUUUCGGUCUGACGUGUGAAGGGGAAGCCCGGCGUUGGCGAAUCUGCCCUUCUUUCCGCUCGUCCUCGGGCUCGAUCCCUCUUUGGAAGAAGCCUGCCUGUUGAGGCCCUGCCAGGGCCUGCCUUUUGCUCUGCUGUAUUUGAAUUGAGCUCUGGCCUUGGCGGGGAAGAGCCGAGUUCCGAUCCAGCCUCAGACGCUUGUCGCUGUGGUCACUUCUCCGCUCUCACUGGAAGGGCGCGACCCCGAACUAGGAGAAGGAAGGACAAGGAAGGACGGCCCGACUGCGCCUUCCUCCCUCCGGGCCGGGAGGAGUUGGCCGCAGAUACUGGCUUCUCCAACGGCUUCUCUGCCGGGAGCCUCCUCCCCUCCUCCUCAGCCUGCACCCUUUGGCAGCUUCUCCCCCACCCCCGAUCCUGCGGUGUUUGCUUGUUGUUAACCCUCCCCUUCCAGCAUGGAGUCCGGACUGUGGAUCGCCUCCAAGGCACAAGAGUGGUGAGGGCUGGGCCAGGGCCGGAUUGGAACCCAGGACCUCCCGGUGCUUUCCCUCAACUCUCAUCUGUGGCCCCAAGAAGCUGUAGCCGGCCUCCAGCCCCAUCCAGCUGAUGGGCUGCCCGCCUGUCAGCGCCUUGGGCUGGGGCCUCCUCCGGAGGAAAGGGAGGACGAGAACAGCUUCUUCCAGGGGCCUGAAGGCCGCCGAAGCACCCCCCGGGGAGUGCUCAGAGCUCGGCGAGAUGCAGAGGAUGCCUCCGUCCGCCACUGCGCCUCCCGCCAUUGCCGGGCAGCCCUGGGAGGCCCGCCCGCGGCGUUGCGCUUUUCUAGUGGGCAGGAAAUCCAAAAGGAGCGACCCGCGCGGCUCCCUCCGUUUCUUCUUCUUCUGGCUACAUCGAGCGCUGUGGAUCCCCUUCGUUUACACCCAGUCAGAGCCGACUGGCUCGUGGUUUGAGUUUAAAUUUCUUGGCCCGUUAGAGGAAGGGCCACGUCCUGCUUCCUCGUCUUUUCCCAGAAGCCUUCUCGGGCCCGGUGACGGGAUCGAACACCCGCGUGAUUCUUGAUGAGUCUGUCCUGUUGCUAGUUUUCUCAUCUUGAACCCACUCGGCAUUCGUGGACCGUAAUCUUUGCUGACAGUCAAACGCGUUGAGUCAGUAUUCACCAGGGAUCUUGGUUUGUCAUUUCCCUCUUUUAUCUGUGCCGCAUUUCUGUUAGAGAAGGAAUUUGGCAAAGAAACCCCUUCUUUCCCAGAGGUUUUUGUUUGUCGUUAUUCUUUGAAUCAUCUCAGAAUUCACACGUAAAUCCAUCUGGUUCCAACGCUUUUCCUUGCCGGCUCAUUUAUGGCUCGUUUGUUCAUUUGCUUUCCUGAGACCGGGUUAGGGUCUCUGUUUCUUGUUACGCCAUUGUACAUUUUGUAUCGAUAUUCGUUUUUUAGCUGGUCGUCUUGUGGGCACGUCAUGGGACAAAUUCGUCUCUGGGAAUCCUGUUUCUUCCUUAAUAUUUCACUUUGACUCCUAAUCGUCUGGUUUUCCUCUUUGCUGUAUCUAAUUUAGUUCCCUGCCAAAGCAAAUCCUGGUUUAUUUGUUAAUUCAUUGUCUUUUCUUCUUUCGGAAAUGUAGCUUGGCUCAUUGGUGUGUGGCUCACAGUAUAUGGCAGAAUUCCCUCUGCCAUUUUCCACAAGGGCCACAUUCAUCUUUGGGGAUUUCCUAGCCUUGGGUCUCCCACCAGAUUAUGAGACAGGAAUGUCGUGAUCGAUUUUUGCUUGUUGUCUUUAGGAAACCCUCGAGCCGUCCACGCGGUAGUUUUGGGACUGCCUGUUGGAGGUGGAACAUGUCCUGCAGUAUCUUUCCUUCAGGGCCAUCAACUACGGCUUUAGCCAAGGCUGGGUCUGGAUGGUGCCACCUGGUUCUUAAGUGCUCCAAAAGUGCCUGUAAUCUAUUCUGAAAGUGAAUUCUCAGGUCUCACAGUCUUCCCCAGAGACUGUGUUGGUGUUCUUCUUGCUGGCUCAGCAACGCGAGCCUUCCAAGAUGGUCCGCACUCAAAAAGCAUGACGGAGCCCAGAGAAAACGAUGGCUCUGAUCGAGAUAGAAGCGGACCUCGCGUCCUCACAAGGCAUGUCAGUGUUCUCAGUUUGAUUGAUCUCUCCUUUGAUCUUUAGAAUUUGUUUUUCUUCUUCAUUGAUUAAAAGACAGUUUUCUGGUUUUUUUAAUCACUUGCCCAGUUCAUCAACUGUUCUUCCUUUUUUUGGUUGAUAAAAGUGCUUAGAGAUAGAAAAUCUCCUCUGAGGACUGCUUUGGUUGCAUUCCAAAAAAAAUGUCGACAUGCAGUCUUUUUGUUGUCAUCAUCUUUAAUGGUAUCUCUUCAGUUUGUUCUUUGGUGCGCCACUUCUUUAGGGUUCAGUUAUUGAGCCUCUAAUUCAUGUUUCAUCGUUUUUUAUUGAAUGUCAUUUUUAGUGCCCUGUAAUCAGUAAAGGAUAAGUUGAAUCUCUGAUUUUCUGAAUUCAUUUGUGAUGGUUCUAUUCUUGAGUACAGGGUCAGUUUUUAUUUUUAUUUAUUUAUUAUUUUAAAACCUCACCUUCUGUCUUGGAGGCUAUACUGUGUAUUGGCUCCAAGGCAGAAGAUUGGUAAGGGCUAGGCCAUGUGACUUGCCCAGGGUCACACAGCUGGGAAGUAUCUGAGGUCAGAUUUGAACCCAGGACCUCCCAUCUCUAAGCCUGAUUCUCAAUCCACUGAGCCAGGCAGGUGUGCCAGGGUCAGCUUUUAUAAAGGUGCCAUGUGCAGCUGAGGACUAUCUGGUAAUUGCUUAUGUAGCUUCUCUAUAAUCCUCUUCAGGCUAUUCACUCCUUUAUUGUUUAUUUGUUGGUCAGACUCAGUUUGGUCCUGAAAGGGUUACCUUGUGGUCCUCUGCCGCUCUAGCUAUAUUAUUUCCCUUGAAAAUCAGCUUUUUCUUUUAGUAUUUCGGUGGUCUGGGAUGCCAUUCUCCCAUUCGUCUCUGCUGUGCUCCACUUGGACUGUCCGAGUCAGUAGUUGAAGUUUUCUCACCUUUGUUCUUCUCUGGAAAGCUCUCGUUUCUCUUCUGACUUUUGUUCUCAUUUGAUCUAAAAGAUUAAACACACACAGCUCACCUGACACAAGUAAAGCCUGGGGGAUUGCGUGUUGGCUGUGGGGGAGGGAGAGCAGGAGGAACUUGUCCCCAUGGACAGAGAUUCUGAAUGAAUUCAUUAAAGACACGUCUUCAAUAAAAACCGCACAGUGGUCCUCGCUCCGUUCCUCCAGGAACUCUCGUUGCCCUCUGUUGGGGUGUGUGAGUCAAUUAAAAACAAAACCAAAACUAAAACCAAAAACAAAGAAAGAAAAAAUAAUGAAAGAAAAAUUAAACCCUUUUAUAUAUAUAUUUUAAGAAAAAUUCAAAAUCAGCAUCAAAAUAUCAAAAAUCUAUGUAUACAAAAUUUUCAGUAAGCAAGAAUAAAUUUCUCACAGGCCCUUGUAUUAGGGUCCAAUUAAGUAAUUUCUAUCCCACAAGUCUGUAGGACAGAAUGCAGUAAUAUUUCACUUACCCAUUUGCAGCCAAGGCUACAGGAAGUUGCCAUACUAUAGGAGAGAAAAAAGGACCAGAUUUUUAUUUUGAUAGGGAAGUGUGUCAUUCCCUGGUCUGAUUUUCCCUUCAUUCUCCGGGACAGAGAGGGAGCCAGGAUGAUAAGCAACCUUUGGUACUCGUCUGUAAGUAUUUUCACAAAGAGUGUGGAUACAAGGAGUCCCUCAUCUUAACGUAUGUCAAGCGUUGCAACCUUGAGUCUCACACUCGGUUCAAGUCCUUUGUAUUGGCUUAGAAGUGCAUCAAUCCUACCUGGAUUGGUUCUUCCUUUGUUGACCUGUGUGCUCUUUUGGCACUAUUCAGGUUAAGUCUGUGCUCCAUUUUGAUCCCGUUCCUAGAAUCAGACACAAACAUUAAUCACAGUCCCAUAACAAUUAUCAAUAAAUGGCAGGUUCCCACAGACUAAAGCUGUUUGGGUAUAUGUUAAUGUUAUAGCAAGUAUAUAUAUUUAGACUUUAUAUUAUUAUAGAAUAAAAAUGAAUAUUGAUUGUACCUUGAGUACACAGAAAUGAGAAAAGGGAAAAAUCAAAUAUUUAAAAAAUAAAGGAAAAAAUAACAAAAUAAGGAAAAAGAGAAAAGAGAAAAAAAUUCAGGAAUUCAUUGGGUUAGAAAAAGACACCCACUUGUCAAUGGAUUAUUAUCUUCAAUGCAUGUGAUAUGCAUAUGAUAUAAUACAUGUGACAGUCAAUCAGUCUCAGCAGAAGAUGCUUUCUUCACACGUGAGCAAUGAAUCCAAGAAUCUCUUUCUCCAAUCUUUAUAGAUGUUGGAGUAGUUAAUAUUUGGAAUGGUCCCUCCCAGGAAGGCUGGGUUGCUCCAGUAGGCUGGAAAUUCUUAAUAUACACUUUAUCUCUUGGGUUCAGGUCAUGCAGAGAAAAGUCUAGUGGUCCGGCUUGAACUGCAGCUCCAGAUUCAUGAAGGUCAUGUAGUUUGUGCUGUAAUUCCUGUAUAUAGGAAGCAAUAGUAGUAUCUCCCCCUAAUAGUGAUGUAUAUGCAGGGGGGAAAGGGUUAACUUGUAUAGGCAGAUGUCCAAAAAGCAUCUCUAAUGGUGAGAUGUGUAAGUCUCCUCUAGGCCUACUUCUAAGAGAAAAUAGUGCCAGAGGGAGAAUUUCAGGCCAUUUAUAAUGUGUGAAAAAUUCAUGCAUAAUUUAUGGUUGUAUGGUUCCCUUUGUGGACUUUUUUUUUUGUCCCUCAAAAAUCAGGGUUUUAUUUUUUUAACACUUUAAGGUUUGUCAAAAAUAAUUAUGCCUCCCUGAUUUUAGAAGAUGGUAUUUAAAUCAAUACACUAUUUAAAGUGUUUUGCAUCUAAAAUGUGUGGGAAAAUGAGAUUUUGUAUUGAAUUGUAUGUUUCUCUUUCUUAUAUGAAUUUUCUUUCUUUUUUUUUGAGGAAACAUUUUCAUUACUUUUUCAAUGGGUGCUAACUAACCAUAAAGCUAUGGAAAACAACCAUUUCUGAAAUUUCACCAGUACAUAUCUUUGCUUUUGUAACAUUUUGCAAGUACUUCUUCAGUGUUUAUCAUUUGAAGAGUGCAUAUAAAUGAUGUGAGAAAACUAAAAAAACUAUUCACCUUCCAGUCUUAGGAGGCAAUUGUCUUAGAGACAAUAUUGCAGACAUACAACACAGUGUAAAAGAUACAUACACAUGUGAAAUUUAAAAUUAUUCCACCCUAAUCAGACCAUUUUUUAGAAGAUGUGAUUUAGCUAUUCAGUAACAUCAGUAACAAUGGAGAUACUUGGAAUAACAGAAUCAGGUCUUGGAAACUCUACAUUCUCCACCCUACUCAGUUUAACAAAAUUAGGAAGGUCUGCAUCAAAUUCAAGAUUUAAUUAUCUGAGGAGAUGGCCUUCAACAGAUGUGUAGAAAAAAGGACAGACCACUGGUCUGAGUCAAGCUAAGACCUCAUUGGUACAGAAAAGUGAUGUAAAAACGUCCAUAUAAGGCACGGAACUUCCUGUCCCUUCCUUUUUUCCCUGCAGAGGCAACUCUGGCUGAGACAUCUUGGAGUGUUGGGUGGUGAGUUUUGCCCUUGAGCUGAUUCAGGUUCGGGCAUCUUAGCUGAGCCCCUUUGCAGGUCAGGCUGAUUCCUUCCUCCUUUAUACUCCAAACCCUUACUCCCUUAUCUCCUGAUCUCCCCACCCGAUACUAAUGGGGGGGGGGGGGGAGAGGGAGAGAAAAAAACCUACUCCUUUUUCUUCCUUCUUCUUAAUCUUCUCCACUUUCAAUUAAAUCACCACAAAAUUUGGCAGUGGACUUGGGUAUGUUAUUAUUUGGGUUUUUCAUUAGGACUUUUAUAAAUAAAACACAUGACGACCUAAAUUAAUUGUACAUUCAGUCUCAGCCAUAAUUUCACCCUUUACACCGUUAAGCGUCUAAGGCGCGUCUUCCUCUUCUCAACUGCGUUCCUUAUCUGUUCCUCGGGCUCAGAGUCUUUGCAGAGAACAGCCGAGGCUCCAGUCGUCCUCUUUUGUCUUCCAGGUCUGCGUGCUUUCCUGGCUGACCUCUGGCCCAUCCCCAGCUGAUGCCCAUCUCCAGGCUUGUCGGACGUGGCCCUCCUUGGCCAGUGUCUCGGCUGAGUCCUGCCCCGGGGUCGGCACUCAGCGGGGCCCGUCCCAGGCCUUCCUGGAUCCUGCUGCUUUUCCUGGCAUUUAGCCCCGACCCUCGCCUCGCUCUUGAUGCACUGAGGCUGCUGGUCCGCCCCUUGAUUUCCGGGCCUGUCGGGCUGGGAUCGCCCCUGCCUGGCGCAUCUGGCAUCGCGGAGCCGCUCUACCGGCCCUCCUCCGCCCGCCUGCCCGGCUCCUGUCGGGAGUUUAUACGCCACCCUUUAUGGGAGACGCCUUUGGCUGUGCAGUAGAAGAUUGGGAGAGUCGACCCAAAACCAAGGAGACAGCUCCAGAGCUGGGUGUUUCCAUGGAAACCUUCCUCAAACGACUCCCAAGGAUUCAUCCUGGGCAGAAACCUUAUGAAUGCAAUGAAUGUGGGAAGACCUUCUGCUGGAUGGGCGAGCUUGUUCGACAUCAGAAGAAUCACACCGGGGAGAAGCCUUACGAAUGUAAUAAAUGUGGGAAGACUUUCCUCUGGUUGGGCGAACUUAUUCGACAUCAGAGAAGUCAUGUUGGAGAGAAACCUUAUAAAUGUAAUGACUGUAGGAAGGCCUUCUUCUGGAUGGGCGAGCUUGUUCGACAUCAGAAGAAUCACACUGGGGAGAAGCCUUACGAAUGUAAUGAAUGUGGGAAGACUUUCCGCUGGAUGGGCGAGCUUGUUCGACAUCAGAAGAAUCACACUGGGGAGAAGCCUUACGAAUGUAAUGAAUGUGGGAAGACUUUCCGCUGGAUGGGCGAACUUAUUCAACACCAGAGAAGUCAUGUUGGAGAGAAACCGUAUAAAUGUAAUGAAUGUAGGAAGGCCUUCUUCUGGAUGGGAGAGUUUAUUGAACAUCAGAGGUGCCAUACUGGAGAGAAGCCUGAAUUUAAUCAGUGUGGGAAAGUCUUCCUCCUGGGGAGAGAACUUACUCCACAUCAGAGGGGACUUACAGGAGGAAAACCCUGUGAGAGCAAUGAAUGUGAGAAAGGCCACUCCCAGAGGCCGGACUAUACUCAAAGAAUUCAUACUGGAGAGAAACCUUAUGAAUGUAAUCAGUGUGGGAAGGCCUUCCGCCUGAGAGAAUACCUUACCCGACAUCAGAUAGUUCAUAACAGAAAGAAGUGCUAUAAAUGUAAUGAGUGUGGGAAGGCCUUCUCUCUGAGUACAAAACUGAUUUGUCACCAGAGAAUUCAUACUGGAGAGAAACCUUAUGAAUGUAAUGAAUGUGGGAAAUGUUUCUUUCGUGUAUCAGACUAUGCUAAACACCAGAAAAUUCAUACCGGAGAAAAGCCUUAUGGAUGCAGUCAGUGUGGGAAAGUCUUCUACAUGAGAGCACGAUUUCUUCGACAUCAGAGAAUUCAUAUUAUAGAAAAGCCUUAUGAAUGUAAUGAGUGUGGGAAAGCCUUCUGCCAAAACAUUGACCUGAUUUGUCACCAGAGAAUUCACACUGGAGAGAAACCGGAUGAGUGUGAUGAACGUGGGAAGACUUGCUGCCAGAAUGGGGAUCUUCCUCAACAUCAGAGGGACUGCUAAUGACUGCACAGAUUGACUUUCAGUGACCUUGCUAGCCUCUAUGGCUUUAAAUGAUCAUUUCUAUUAUUCCCAGAUCUAUAUCCCUGACCUCAGCCCCCUGAGCUCCAGUACCCAUAUCACCAACAGCACAUUUCUAUCUGGAUGUCUCAUCAGCAUCUUAAACUUGGCACGCCCAAAGCAGAAUUGAUUGUUUAUACCUCUAAGACGAUCCCUUUUAACUUCCCUAUUUCACCUGAGGGUACCACUGUCCUCAGAGUCAUCCGUGAAUCCUCACUUGCCCUUGUCCCUCUCAUGUGUGUCCCCUUCUGUGUACUCACACAGCCACCACCCCAUUGUGUGCCCUCAUCCCCUCCUGCCGUUGAUUCCUAAAGGUUCUCUGUGCUUCUAUUCCAUCUUCCACCCAGCUACCAAAGUGAUUUUUGUAACAGAAGGGAGUCACUGUUACUCCUAUAUUUGCUACAUUUCAGUGACUCCCUAUUAUCCCCACGUUAGAUCUGUUAGAAACUCCCAGCAUGGCUCUAACUUGCCUUUCCAGACUUAUUAUGUGGCAUUCCCCUUCACACAUUCUUUGGUCCAGCUAAAGUGUCACAGGCAAGCGACUUGGAGUCAGGAAGACCCGGAUUGUCUCCAGCCUCAGACACUCAUUAGCUGUGUGACCGUUAGUUGCCUGCCUCAGUUUCCUCACAGGAAAAUGGGGAUUACAAUAGCAUCUACCUCCCAGGAUUGAGUGAAGGUAAAAUGAGACGAUUUCUAUUAAGUGCUUUGUAAGCCUUAAAAUGCUAUAUAAAUGCUAGCUCUUGUUCUUGGUGUCAUCACUACUCCCGAUACACUGUUCCCAGCACAAGCUCUGCUCCUAUGCUCACCCAGUGACUGAAUCCUACCCUGUACCUUAUGGCAGAGGGUAGGAUGGGAGCCCAGUGUGAGGCCUUUACGUUCAUGCCCGUUGAGCCGCCUCAUCCUCGACUGCCAAGGUGUCAUGCCUGCCAAUCUGGCAGGUGUGCUGUCGAUCCCUGCCCAGUCAACACAGAAUCCUUGCUAGCGCUUUCAAUUCAGCCAUUCAUUGAACUGAGUUGGACUGUGUGGAUGCAGAGGUGCUUCUUGGGCCCCCUCUGCCUACAGAGCCCUGUGAAGAAGACCUGGGACAGCUGCCAGUCUGGCGGAAACUUCCCCCCGUGGCACUUUGUCUUAUGGACCCUGGGCCAAGCAGACUCCGCUAGGAUGUAACAACGUGCCCUGCGGCCUAGAGAGUGUGAGCAGGUGCAGCCCACGGUCAUCAGCCCUUUUCCAUCGGAGGGUGGCACCAGCACCCUAUGGAGCAUGCACAGCCACAGAACUUGAACCCAGCUCUUCUGCAUGCUGCCAAGACUGCUGCUGUACUAGUUGCUCUAAUAACAGUAAAGAUAACAGCAUUUA
This is a messenger RNA of Monodelphis domestica (gray short-tailed opossum), 19485 nucleotides long. NCBI's taxonomy places the organism in Eukaryota, Metazoa, Chordata, Mammalia, Didelphimorphia, Didelphidae. The record is from RefSeq and is a predicted model, not a curated record.